AUGCAAACCGUUUCAGCCCAGGACUCCAUGUUUCCCUCAGCCGUGGCGAGCGAGCAAUGGGGCGUCCAGUUUGACCCUUCCCCGUCCACUUCGUCCGCGGCAUCCCUGGCCGCCGCCCCUGGACGCAAACGGAAAGCGAACUUCUCCAACGAUGAAACGGAGGCCCUGGUCUGGAAUGUGGUCCGGUAUUUUGGCGCCUUGUACGGCACGGAUACGUUCCGGGCGCACCCCGUACGCCGCAAGCAGCUCUGGAGCCAAAUUCAAAGCCACGUCAACUUCCUCGGCUACACUGAGCGCUCGGUUGACGACCUGAAGCACAAAUGGCGGGAUCUGCGGCUGGAUGUCAAGAAGAAGAUCACUACCAAGGAGCCCCCGGCCGGAACCCCCUACGGGCAACGGUUGACACCCCUGGAGAAGAUGGUGGCUUCCACGUUCCUUCAGCCCACCCAUGAUCCGGAACCGGACAUCGUCCUGGACCCUGCUGGCUCUGGUCCAGAGGUCCAGAUUCCCGAAACAUCGACUAUGUCUCCCCCAGUGAGAAAUUACUCCCUGGUUUCCUACAGUUCCGAAGAGGAGGAGGGGGAAGGCCCGGACGGUGAUGAUGGUCUCGAUCUACGGUUCUCGGCCGAGGAAAACCAGGAGUUCUCCAACCAGCAGGCGAUGCUUCUCGAUCACUGCAAUUUGCAAGGAUCGCUCACAUCUGAGCCAGAGGACACACUUACUCAGGCGGGUGGUCACUCUGAGUGGGGUCAUGGUGGGUGUGCUGUCCAGGGACCCCAGGCAGAGGAAGAAGAGUCAAGGCCCCCCAAUACUGAUCUCGGCUCCUUCCCACAGGGACUGAUGGGUCCGGCGUGGGAGAAGCGGCCGUAUGAGAAUCAGCAAGGGCAGCCACCCAUAUCUCCGCUCGGCACAGGAGAAGUAUCGGAGGAGUCUCCGCCUCCUUUAUCGCCUUGCGCAGAUGAGGUAUCUCCUUCACACUCCUUGCCGCGGGGAAUCGGGGGCUCCCGCCCGCGGGAAAACCGCCGAGACCCUUACAGGGCCACCCUCCAUCGCUUAAUGGAGAUGGAAGACCAGUGGGACCAGCUCUACCACCAGGAGUUAGCCAUGUGGCAAGGGGAACGAGAACAACAACGGCAAGAGCAGUCUAGAGACAGGGACCUCCAGCUGCAGCUCCUGUCUGUCCUCACCGAGAUCCGCGAUGAGUUGCGGUGUUUGCGGCAGGAACGGGCAGCUUCUCGCCAGGAGCUUGCUUCACAAACCUGCCCGGAGUUCACCUCACCUUGUCUGUGUCUGAAUCCUGAGAUGCCGCUUCCCAAGCCGCCAUCCGAAUAUGUCCCACUGUUCUACCCUGGCAAACCCGAAUCGUGCCUCGCGGAAGCAUCUUUCCUGAAUGGUGGAUGGGGAGAGAGGGGUAUUGGGCUCAGAGGUCCCCAGGGUAUCUUCCGGCGAGGCAGAGGGCGUCCCCGAGGGUCCGCAUCUCGUCCCAAAAGGUUGUUGAUGAGCAACAGAUAG
Thamnophis sirtalis is the source of this 1512-nucleotide messenger RNA. Lineage: Eukaryota; Metazoa; Chordata; Lepidosauria; Squamata; Natricidae. The record is from RefSeq and is a predicted model, not a curated record.